GCGGGCGCCAUGGCGGCGGCGGGGCCGUACGCGCUGCUGAGCAGCUGUGAUGGCGGCUUCCCGGCGGAGGAGCUCGUCAGGCGCAUCACAGGAAGAGAGGACCUCAGUGUGGGUGCUACUACAACUGGAGGAGUGAGCUUUUACCCCUGGACGAUAGAUAACAAGUAUUACUCUGCAGACAUUCACCUCUGUGUGGUGCCAAACACAGCUCUGGUCACAGGAGCCAUCGCUGAAUCUGUGCAGGCGUUCGUGGUGUACUUCGACAGCUCCACAAAAUCUGGGCUGGAUAGUGUCUCUGAAUGGCUUCCCCUGACAGAAGACUGGCUACCAGAAGUCAUGAUCCUGGUCUGUAACAGAGUAUCAGAACAUGGUGUUAACAGACAGAAAGCUCAAGAAUGGUGCAUCAAGCAUGGCUUCGAACUGGUGGAACUGAGCCCUGAGGAACUACCAGAUGAAGAUGAUGACUUCCCCGAGUCCACAGGAGUGAAACGAAUUGUGCAGGCCUUGAAUGCCAACGUUUGGUCAAAUGUGGUCAUGAAGAAUGACAGGACCCAGGGCUUUGGCCUCCUCAGCACGUUAGCAGGUGCGAACUGCAGCCUUGGGUCAGAAGAGAACCAAGAUACAGAAUCCAAUCCAGCAGCAGCAGACAAAGAACCCCAUUUAGAGAACAGAGAGGAUGCAGCUAGCACAAACGACCCACAGAUGGACAGUGCUGCAGAUCCUGUGUUAGAUACAGAUAUUCAAGAGCUGGCCAGCCUGACCACGAGGGACGGUGACCUGGAGAACUUUGAGAGGCUGUUCUCAAAGUUGAAAGAAAUGAAAGAAAAGGCUGCAACGUUGCCCCAUGAACAAAGGAAACUGCAUGCAGAGAAGGUGGCCAAAGCGUUCUGGAUGGCGAUUGGAGGAGACAGAGAUGAAAUUGAAGGUCUCUCCUCGGACGAAGAAAACUGAGGUCUUCUGCAGCUGGAAGCAACAGAGUGAUCCUAAGAGUGAUCUUUUCCUGCAGUGAGUGUUAAUUGCAGAAAGCCCCAUUUAGCUUUAGCUGCUCUCUUUGGUUAAAGGAUUCACCAUAUCGUUGUAAUGAGUAACACAUCCACAACACCUUAUGGUUAGAGUGGUUUUGUCUGACUGUUUGUUCUCCCUCAGAGAGUUUUGGAUGACGACGUAUGCAUUUAGAGGAAAUAAUAGGUUAGUUUACAUUUUUCAAAUUAACAUUUUUAUAGUUUCCUCUUUUGAGUUUAAAAAAACAAUUUUACUACCAGUUACCCUUCUACAUAUGGCUGUUGGUUGUUAAACAACUACUUAAUUCUAAACAUUUAGAUGUAGGUCUGUUUGAUGUUUUUGUGUAGCUUUAUAGCUGACUUACAAAACAAACCAGAUUUCUAUGAGGCAUGAAGAGAAACUCGGUGUGCUGUACCCUAUUGGAGAUGCUGCGCCGGGGCUGCAGGGUUAAUCCUGCUGAGUGCCAGAGCCAUUAAAAAUGGCCCAUAGGCUUUGAUUUCUGUUUGUGCUUGUAAGCACGUGGUCCUUCCCUAAGAACUCCGGAGCUGUGCCACAUUCCCCAGGUUUCCAUGAGAAAGGAGAUUUGGGAUUAAAUGCAAUUCAGGCUUCUGCUGCUGGUCCAGGCAUGAAUUUCCCCACUCAAACCUUCUGCAGUGCAUUGCCUCCAACAGGGAGAACGCACAGACCUUCGUGUGGUGAAUUCUCACCUGAACAUUGCAUUUCAAACCUCCCCCACUCACCCGGUGCAUUUAUUACAGACUUCUGCUCCUGUAUGUUAAUUAGAACAUACCAGAGUACAGGUCCCAAAUGGCUGCUUUGUGGUACCAAGGGUUAGAAAAAUUCCUUCAUCCUCAGCGUUAGGAUGUUGUCACCUUCUGCACAGUCACAGGCUUUCUGGAGAACACAGGCAUGCACAGCACUGGAACAGGAAGGCACGGUGUGGGGAGAUGAGAAAAGGUAAAUUGCAUCCCUCCUGUUGUGCUGCAGGACCACUCCUGUGGCUGCAUGGGGGGGAACGUGUGCUCCCAGGAGUGUUUCCUUCCCUCUCUGUGAAGGGCAGUGUGAAACAGCCUUACUUUGAAGUUAGCUUUUCUAAUGUCAGUAAAUUUAGUGAGGCCUAGGCAGUGGCUUUCCAUAGGAUACCUGACAGCUUUGAAUUCCAAAGGCACUUUCACAGGGUUCUUGACAUUCACUGCCUGUGCUUUUAAGAUUAAGCAGAGCUAAGACAAAAGGCUUCUUUGAAGACUGUAAAUCGUUCCUGGGUAAAAACUGAGGCGUUUUCCAUUCUAAGAAACAGAACUGAUGCCUUGUGAGUAGUUUGAAUAGCAUUUCUCACAUCAAGAUGGAGCAGGAGCUCCACCACAGCAAAAUACCUUUUAAAGAAGCAACAUUCCUAUUGCAGGGACACCCAUACAGGCACUGAAGGGACCUCACCCAGCAGGGCUGCUCCUCCUGCCCUGAGCAGCACCCAGCAGCACCCAGGCCAUGCUGUGACUCUGCCCUCUCCUCCCAUUUGCUCCUGUUUUCUUUCCUCUCAACGCAGAGAGCUGCAGUAAGGAAGUGAAGGUUGUUCCUUCCAAGUAGGGAAUGGUUUUCUGUUUGCUUCUUGGUAGGUGGGGGUGGUUGUUUUUUUCCCCUAUUUGUUGUGCAAUAGAGAUGCAUGGCAGAAGUGCAGAGUAAAUUAACUGAAGGCAGUGAAGGACAUAAUGCACUUGGAUACUUUAUAAAAACAAUUUUUAUACCUGUGUUUAUAGUUUAUUUAAGCUGAAUAGAAUGACAGAAGUUUAGAUUCUUUUCCUGUUCACGGGAUAGGAGCAGAUAACUGCCUUACCCCUGCAGUCAGGUACCAGACUGGGUGCACACAGCCUGCCACCAUACAUGUGGCAGCAAGGAGAGAAUGUGUGAAAGCACAGAGCACACGUGGACAGCACGAGCAGGGUUGAAGCAGAGCAGUGGUGCAGUGUGGGGAGGUGUGCAUACUGCUGCUAAGACUGGAGGAAAUUUGUACACAUUUUCAUGCACAUCUUACGUACUACAAUGGAAAUGUGGCUUGUUAGCAGGUACAUUCCAUGCUUCAAGAAAGCAUUACUCAUCAAGGUAGGAAGUGUGGCUGAGAGAUACUGGAAUGGUCCUUAAAGAUUCUUUGUACUGCAUUUUUCAAUCCAAAUUUACUUCGCUGGUGACUUAGGUGUUUUUUAUUUCCUGGAGAGCCUUCUUUCCUUUUGGCUGCAUCAUUUCUUUAUACAAUAGCUGUUACUAAGAUGAAUAAAAGGGGCAUUGGUGGAAUUGCAAACCUGAAA
Messenger RNA from Centrocercus urophasianus (Greater sage-grouse), 3302 nucleotides. It is a transcript of the gene AAGAB, whose product is annotated as alpha and gamma adaptin binding protein. NCBI's taxonomy places the organism in Eukaryota, Metazoa, Chordata, Aves, Galliformes, Phasianidae. The transcript has 10 exons. Bases 10 to 951 code for a protein of 313 amino acids. The record is from RefSeq and is a predicted model, not a curated record.